Pseudophryne corroboree (corroboree frog) is the source of this 9834-nucleotide messenger RNA. RefSeq names its product kelch like family member 5 (gene KLHL5). The record is from RefSeq and is a predicted model, not a curated record. Gene Ontology annotation, molecular function: protein binding. The coding region runs from base 269 to 2494 and encodes 741 amino acids. NCBI's taxonomy places the organism in Eukaryota, Metazoa, Chordata, Amphibia, Anura, Myobatrachidae. The transcript has 12 exons.
UUUUGGAAGGCAAUAGUCACAGGCAACAGAAGAAUGCUGCGGAGAGUCCAGUGCGUUGUGUCUCCUCGUGUGUCUGUGCGAGGCAUCUCCUGCAUGGCUUCAGGUGAAAAUGAUUAAAUGCCGGCAUUCUGUUAAAUAUUAUUUUCAUUCUUCUCGGUUCCCAUGUUCGCCUGCAGCUGGUCCCCUUCAUUCUAGCAGGUUGAAUAUGUAGAUCUUGUGUGCGUACAGCAUUUCUUCCCCCGGUUGCCUAGACAAUCAUUGUCUCUCUAUGAGAAUGUCUGGUACCCGCAAAGACUUUGAUGUGAAGCAGAUCCUAAAAAUCAGAUGGAGGUGGUUCGGGCAUCAGGCGACACCUAUUAGUGGGAUGCAUCAAGGAGAUUUUCUGAAUGGUGGCCAGAGCCUGGUGACUGAGGACAGAAAGUUUCCAGACCCAAGUAACCUCUCGUUACCCUUGCCGUCACUGGGCUGCACGAGAGCUAGCAAUCAGGAGUCCCGGGAUCUGGUUCCGUUCCCCAUGGCAGCUGCCUCAGAGCACACUGCCCCCUCAAGCGAAGUGGCAGCCGGUGCCUGUGAAGCAGGGCACUGCCUGGGCAAGACUGACGCCGAAGAUGGGGCUAGUGAGGAAGACAUUGACUCGGAGAGCAGUUCCUGCAGGACCUCAAACAGCAGCCAGACAUUAUCUUCCUGCCACACAAUGGAGUCAUGCGCCCCAGAUGAGUUCUUCCAAUCCCUUAACCACGCAGAUCAGACGUUCAAGAAGAUGGAAAGCUACCUGCGCCACAAGCAGCUGUGUGAUGUCGUCCUGAUCGCUGGCGAUCGUAGGAUUCCCGCCCACAGGUUGGUGCUGUCCUCCGUGUCGGACUACUUUGCGGCGAUGUUCACCAGCGAUGUGAGAGAAGCUAAGCAGGAGGAAAUCAAAAUGGAGGGUGUAGAACCUAAUGCACUAUGGGCCUUAGUUCAGUAUUCUUACACAGGUCGUCUGGAGUUAAAAGAAGACAGUAUUGAGAGUCUCCUGUCCACUGCUUGCCUUCUGCAGCUGCCCCUGGUAGUGGAGGCAUGCUGCAAGUUCUUAAUGAAACAGCUGCACCCGUCCAACUGCCUGGGCAUCCGUUCAUUUGCUGAUGCGCAAGGAUGUACAGAUUUACACAAAGUGGCCCACAAUUACACAAUGGAACACUUUAUGGAAGUAAUAAGAAAUCAAGAGUUCCUGCUGUUGCCGGGGGCCGAGAUUGCCAAGCUGUUAGCAAGUGAUGAUAUGAAUAUCCCCAGUGAAGAAACCAUUCUGAAUGCUUUGCUCACGUGGGUUCGGCAUGACGUGGAACAGAGGAGAAGAGACCUCAGUAAACUGCUUGCUUAUAUCCGGCUGCCUCUGCUGGCACCACAGAUGCGGGCAGGGAGAAGAAGAAGAGGAGGCAGGGAAUGGGGGCCCAGAUUUCCUCCUGCACUGGGGCCCAGGGCUCAAAAGAUACACCACUGGUUUCUUGCAGACAUGGAGAAUAAUGCACUAUUUAGGGAUGACAUUGAGUGUCAGAAGCUGAUUAUGGAAGCCAUGAAAUACCAUUUGUUGCCUGAGAGGAGACCUCAGUUACAGAGCCCUCGCACCAAGCCCAGGAAGUCCACGGUGGGGGUGCUGUUUGCUGUUGGCGGGAUGGACGCCACAAAAGGAGCUACAAGCAUUGAAAAGUAUGAUCUGCGCACCAACAUGUGGACACCUGUAGCGAACAUGAAUGGAAGGAGGCUGCAGUUUGGCGUUGCCGUGUUGGACGACAAACUGUAUGUUGUCGGAGGGAGAGAUGGGCUGAAGACGCUGAAUACUGUCGAGUGUUAUAACCCCAAAACCAAAACUUGGAGUGUUAUGCCGCCCAUGUCUACACAUCGGCACGGCCUUGGCGUGGCUGUCCUGGAAGGUCCUAUGUAUGCCAUAGGUGGCCACGAUGGCUGGAGCUACCUGAACACCGUGGAAAGGUGGGAUCCUCAGGCCAGGCAGUGGAACUUUGUGGCUAGUAUGUCCACACCCAGGAGCACCGUUGGUGUUGCCAUCCUAGGUGGAAAGCUUUAUGCAGUGGGUGGCCGGGAUGGAAGCUCGUGCCUCAAGUCUGUAGAAUGCUUUGAUCCUCACACCAAUAAGUGGACUCUGUGCUCGCAGAUGUCAAAGAGAAGGGGGGGAGUUGGGGUCACCACAUGGAACGGUUUCCUGUAUGCUAUUGGAGGACAUGACGCUCCAGCUUCUAACUUAACAUCUCGUCUGUCGGAUUGUGUAGAGAGAUACGACCCCAAAACAGAUGUUUGGACCUCUGUGGCUUCCAUGAGCAUUAGCCGGGAUGCUGUAGGAGUCUGUCUGCUGGGUGACAAGCUUUAUGCCGUUGGUGGAUAUGAUGGACAGAGCUAUCUCAACAAUGUGGAGGCUUACGAUCCGCAAACAAAUGAAUGGACACAGGUUGCGCCAUUGUGCCUUGGAAGAGCGGGAGCCUGUGUGGUCACAGUCAAUCUAUAGCCUUGCAAGUCUUCUACAUCUUCUGCACAGACUUUCACAUUCCCAAAGAGCUGAGAUUUUGUGAUUUAUUUUAACGAUACAAUAUGCUAUUAUUGCGAAUGUUUAAAAUAUACUACUACUAUUUAUCACGUUAAAACAUUCUACCUAGAUGCACACGUUUAUAGAUGUUGAUCGUUUAUCUACGAAAGAAUAUUUAACUCAUUAUAUUGGACCAACAUAUACAACACUGUUCUAGAAUAGAGAUAUUUUAUUUAAAUAUGUUACUGGAGCAUUUGCAGGGCAAAACAAGUAACAAGGCAUCAAUCAGUCUAUGUAUCGGAGAACGUUGCCGUAUAAUAUUGAUGUAUUUUACCUGUACAGUUUCUUUCAUAGCCAUCACUUCAUAAAACAAAAGUGCAAUCAGGGCUUCCAAAGGUAGGCUGAGGUCCAUGUCACGGGUGGGUGUGCCACCUAUUAUAAUCUUACACAGUAUGUGCAAAAGGUAAGUGGUUCCGUCUUACAAGAGACCUACUGUGCGGAAGAAGAGUGAGUUAUGAGAGAAAUAAGAAUUACUGUACUGAAGGAAAACCGUUGUUUGUUUUUUAUGUGGUUUUUUUAAUUAUUUUUUCUAGAUAUGUGAUCUGGGAAAUGCUGAUUUGUUUUCUUGCUUUUGCGUGACCAAAGUUGUUGUUUUUUUUUUUAUUGUACUUUUACAUACCAGUGUUGCAUUACAUUUGUUAGCUACGCCCAAGUUUGGAGCGUUGCUGCUAUGUGAUUCUUAGGCAUGCAGAUACACAAACAUUUUUUAAAGGUAGAUCACUUUCAAUUUUACAGUGUCUAUGAUAUUUUUCAUUUGUCACAGAGCUAUUUGUUCUUGUCCUACAAAAUAUGGGAAACGUUUCUGUCAGGAAGUGAAAUGUUGGACUAUGUCAUUGAUGUGGUCACUGAUGAAAGACAUGAUAAACACUCUGCUGUGAGUGUUCCAAGGUGGAGGAGAAAGUGAGGCAUUACAGCGUAGAAGGACUGUCACGUCGGAGGUCUUGUCAGGCUGGCUACAUCUCUGGGGCUAUGCAUGCCUUCAUAUGGUUUUAUUCUCCAGAUGAGCUGGAUAUCUCUACACAGGGUGGAAUUUUGGUAUCAAAAACAUGAGGAUUCUUGUAAUCUAAAGGGUUUGCCUAUAAGCAGACACUAGCUAUAAUAAUACAGUUAAUGCCAAAUAAAGAACACCAAAGAUGUCUUGGUAACAAUUUGAUAUCUUUGAAACUAAACCUGAAUUUGAUAAAUAUUCACUUACUAUUAUUUUGUUUUUUAUCCUUCUUGUCGCAACUAAAUUUGGUCCGAUAUAUUUAUCCUUAUUUAGGAAAAUGUACUAGAUCGUUAUAACAUUGUACUGUAGAUGUUUCAUCUUCAUUAGCUAUUGUUUAAUUUGGUGAUGUUAGGAUUAAAGUGGGCAGGUUGGUGGAAUGUUGUGAUAUGUGUGUCUACCAAUAUGAUUUUUGAUGGCUAAAGGGUAGUUACUAACAUGUCCUAAUGCAGUAGCUGUGAACCUGCUCAGUAUUGUUUAUAGUCAGUAGUGGUAACAGAGGAAGAUAUGGUAGAUACAGGUCUUGUUAUAAAGUAUCUAUUUUUUCUCCUUCAACACUCCCUUGAAUUACAAUGGGUGGCUUUCCAUUGAAAUUAGGUAGAGAUGGCUAGAUAAAACCAAUCUCCCCUCUUCCCCUGUGUCUUUUCCUGUAUCUAAGCAGAGGUAGGUCAGGAAGAUUAUCCAGAAGUCUCUAACCUGUGGGUAUAUUUACUAAAGGUCAAUUUUGUUUUAGUUCAAUGUUAGAUCGAUUUUAAAUAAAUUGUAAUCGAUGUUGGGCUUCCAUGGUUAAAACACUCAUUUGCUAGGAGAUGAUUCUUUAUAUUAAUUUUUAAAUGUGAGUUAAAGUGUGUUUUAACGCUGGAAGCUCAAUAUCGAUCUAACAUCGAACAAAAACAAACAAAAUCGACCCUUUAGUAAAUAUACAACCUGGUGACAAAAUCCAAGAAUAAUUACCCAAAGAACAUCUCUCUCAACCCAAAAUGGCUAGUACUAGCCAUGGGACUCCAGUGCUACAGGCUGAGGAGCUCAACUCCCAACAAAAGCAUAUGGUCAUACAAAAAGAAUUAACUCCACUUAAAUGUACUAGCAAUGAGAGCAGUUUGGAAAGUAAACCAUUACUGGGAAAGCAUCUGGAGGUUUUUUCAGACAACAGAACAGUGGUGGUGGUCUUCUUAAGACAUCAGGGAGGCACCUGAUGCAAAGCAAUGACGAUGGAAGUAGCAAAAUGGGUAUCGGGGGCAGAAUGAAAUCUAAAGUCACUUUCAGCAUUCCUAGUAGCAGGCAGUGGCAGAUUAAGUGGUUCAAGGGAACCCUUUUUAAAUAUCUACAAGGAUUAAAGAAAAGGAGCUGCAUUAUAUACCAUCUUGGGAGCAUUUUUAUCUACUGGUCUCUACCUAACCGAAGGUGCCCAUACACUUAUGCGACUUCUCGGAGGGGAGAAGUCGCAUACAAUCACCCUUGAACCGCCCGGCAGCUUUCCGGCUGCAGGAUCGCAUACGAUACAUUGUAUGCAUUCCUUUUGCAUACGAUGUAUCGGAUGCGACCCCAGCCAAGACUGCCAGUGCGAUAUAUCUAUAGUGCAGUACUUCCGAUCUAGGGGCUCCGAUCUGAUGCUCACGGGACCGCACAUAGGAUCGGAUCGGAGGUACAACACAUGCGAUUUGCCAGUUUUCAUCCAUUUUUAUCGGCCCGAAACUUUGGAAUCGGGCAAAAUCGCACUAGCAUAUGGGCACCUUUAGAAGGAAAGCUACUCAUCGUAACGGUUGGCAUGAAGGUUUGUUGAGGAAUAGAUCACUAAUUAUAUUUAGCUGUUAUGCCAGUACAUUUUAUAAAGUAUAAUGCUUCUAUUCUCAGACCUCAGUCAUUGUGUAGCUGUGUUACCAUUCAGUCCUACAUAAUCGGUUGGAGCACCGAGUAGUCAGAUCACAAGGCCAUGUUAGAUCAUUUGACUGAUAAGUUUCUUCAUUUAUUAUGCCAGUGUAAGAAACAUACUAAAAUAGUAGUAAAUGAAAAUGUUGCAACCAUGUAAUAUUGGAAACGCAUAGCAUAUAACCAAAACGGCAACUUUACCAAUAUUAUAUAAUAACUAUAGAAGGGCUUACGCAGCGUAUUUUGCAUAAAUUCACAGCGCACAUCCCUUUGGGUAAUGCAGAGGCUUACAUAUUUUAAUUAUAUCUAGAGUUGUGCCCGGAGAGGCAGAUUGGGGGAGGGAAAGGACAUUAUCACGGAGGCAAAGCUCAGGAAAGGCGUGUUCACACACAAGCCUGUUAGGAAGCGUAUCUGUUGCAGCUAGUGUAACUGAUGAUGAUCAUUGGAGAACUGUACACACCCUGAGACACAAACAGCUUUACAUGCAGGCGAAUAUGCGCAUUCUUCCCACCACACUGCGUUUCAGCAGUGUACAUCCAAAUUACUUCCCGCUCUGCAUCACCUGCAGAAUGACUAAAUACAAUCAUUCCUUAGAUAUUCAAACCAAAAGCACAAUGCUGUAUUAUCUGUGUUAUACGGAAGGGGAAGGUGAAAGGGUAACAGACUGACAUAAAGGUGUGACCUAAAGGUUAACUUAAUCACAGGAAUUAGGACAUACCAACCACUAUUGAAUUCUGUAAAAUAGGGCACUCCAUGUUGUAAGACACUUUAUUUGUCUAGCCCUCCCUGUAAUGUUACCUGUAUGACAUAACGCAUGAAGGCGCGGCUUCUUUCACUACAUUAGGGAGUGUCCACUUUUGUUGGGUUCACAGAUGGUAGAAAUCCAGAGAGAAUUUCAUGCGUCUUCUAAAGGGGGAAGUUACUGACUUGUCAGUGAGUCUUAGGUUGAUAUGGGACCUACUGGAUAGAACGUACCCCUUCUAGUGGAACAUAACUGGGGGUAUUUGCAUCCAUUCAGCCCAUUCAUAAAAUCAGGAGUUGAUGUAUGGCAAUAAGCUCUGUCUCUGAUUUAUCACAAAGGUGUUCAAUGGGGUUGAGGUCCAGAGCACUGUGCAGGCCAGUCAUGUUCUUCCACACCAAACCAUUUUUUGAUGGACCUCACUUUGUGCGUGGUGGCAUGGUCAUGCUGAUACAGGAAAGGGGCUUCCCCAAAGUUGGCAUUCAGGCAGGAAGCAUUGUCCUGUGCUUUCACCUAACCCAGAUCCGUCAUUCAGUCUGCUAGAUGGUAAAUCACUGCAAAUUCCCACUGCUUCCAGAGUGCAGUGCUGGUGUGCUUAACAGUACUGGGAUGUGCAUGGUGAUCUGAGGUGUGUAUGCUGCUGCUUGACCAUGGAAACCCAAUCCAUUAAUUUCCCCGCCGAAUCUUCUCGUGCAGAUGUUUCUUCCAGAUUCCGGUAGUAUUAGUGAGUGUUGUAACUGAGGAUAGAUGAUUUUUAAGAUAUGAGCACAUUCAUUGAGCUUAUCCUAAGAAUGAACGGCUGUUGCUUCCAGAAGUUUCCACUUCACAAUAACAGCACAUACUUUUGACCAGGGCAGCGAUUUGACAAUCUGACUUAUUGGGAAGGUGGUAUCCUAUGAUAGUGCCAUGCUGAAAGUCACUGAUCUCUUCAGUAGGAUCCAUUCUACUGCUAAUAUCUGGCUAUGGAUAUUGUGUUGCUAUAUGCUUCAUUUUAUGUAACUGUUAGUAAUGAGUAUGUGGCUGAAACCCACUUGUAUAGAAGGGCUGAUCACAUACUUAUGGUCAUGUAGAAUAUAUACCUUAUAAUAGUACACCUGGAUGGUACAUGAAUGCAGAUUUCUGCAACUUGUACAGGACUGUCCAACAUACACUGGUUGACCAUACACAGCCUUUUUGAUGGUUCCAGUCUCUAUAACGGGUAGCCUCAUCAUAAAUGAUGCUCAAAUAUUAAAGUGGAACAUUAGCACAAUAUUUUAUAAAAAUUAACUUAAUGGUUUAAAAAGGUUUUUUUUAAAUACUUUUUUUUUCUCCUCCUUAAAAUGAUGUGAAAUGUCCAUAACAUUAGUUGUUAGAAAUGAACUGUAAAACAAUAAUUUGACUUUGAUAAAUAAGCCGUUUAAAAGUAAUUCUGAAUAUACAAAGUCAAGCAAUCAUUUGUAAUGCUUGUUCGUUUUACAGAAGUUUAGCACAAACCCCCUGUUUGCUUUUGGAGAAGCUCUUCCAAUUGUUUAAUAUAAGAUGGUCCUAUAAGUGAUGUUAUUUUUUUCAUUUAAAAUUUUUGUAACUUAAAACCAUGGGCAUUUUGGUUUAUUUGCAUGCCAGUUAGAGUUUGCGGUCUGUUCUUUGCGUAUAGCUUGUAUGUAAUUUAUUAUCAAUAAUGUGUAUUUGGCCAGAAUAUUAAUGUGCGCUUUCCAGACAAUACGGAACCGGUCCAUGCUUCAUUGGAGCUUCCAAUCUAAAUUCUCUACCACAAAGAUGUAGAUUGCACAGUUAUCGCCAUAAUAAUUUUUAGAAUUGGACUCUAGUAGGCACAAAUACUUAAAGGAUAUCUCCAAUCAUGAACAUAAUAUUUAUAGGCAGCCCCUGAAUGUGGAUACACUAUGCUAGGAUCCUCCUGAGUUUAAGAACAUUCGCACUGUCUGUGCAGAAAUGUAAAAUCCAAACCGUGCUGUGUUUCUAAUGGCCCGCACACACUAUGCGAUAUGCUCCAUGAGUGAUAUCGCAUAGUGUUUUGCCCUCCCUGGCCGCCGACAGAGUCCAUAGACACAGUACGAUAAUGCAAGUGAUAUCGUACAGUGACGUCAUGUCGCAGCUGGCCCGUGCAGGUAGCAUCUGACGAUAUCGACAGAUUGAGCUGCAUGCACAGCCGACUGAGGGAGGCGAUAACGAUGCAUGGGACCGCGCAUCAUUCAUCGUCCGCAGCAUACACACUGGGCAACAUCACAUACGAUAUCAUUCAGAAGGCUGAAAAUGAGCAAAAUCACGUGUGAUAUCGCCUCGUGUGUACAGGCCUUAACACAGACACUGGACAGAUCCGCUGCUCUGUGAGGCAGCACCUAACAUUACAUAUUACUAGAGAUGAGCGGGUUCGGUUUUAUUCGGGUAUUUCGGGUUUUGCUUAUUGGCUAUCCAAAACGCGUGACAUCCGUGAUCCAAUAAGAUGCCGUUUCGAGCCCCGAGUAAAACCGAACCCGCACAUCUCUACAUAUUACAACAUCUCUGCUUGCACAUUCUUUGCCCAUGUUGUGGACAGUGAUAGCAGAGGUGAGCACUCGCAAACAGUAGGGUUCCCUGUGAUACUGUAGCUAGCUGAUGGGGUGGAGCAGAAGUGAUUGAAAAUUUACUCUGUAGCUGGGGGAAAAAAAUUAUAUUUAAAAUUCCAUGCAAGCGAUAAUGAUGAGCAUGACUAAAUUGUUUUAUUAUUAUUUUUUUAGCUUUUUUUUUAGUUAUUUUUUACAGGCAGUCUAUUGGCAAUAUUAUUUCUUUAGUACUCCCCUUGUACACUUUAUUGGUAGGUAAUAUAGUGAUACCCCUUAAGCCUCCCAUUCAAUAUUUGCAUGUCCUUAGAUUUUUCUUUUGUAAUAGUUAUUCCACGGGUAUCUGUUUUUAAAAGAAAUUUAGCAAUUGUUUACCAGCAAUAUUUGAUUGAUUUUUUUUGGGGUGGGGGCGGGGGGAGUAGGUAAAUAUACUUUAUAUUUAAAUCUGCUCAAGAUUAAGCUUUGUUUGGUAAAUGUGUAUAACACUAUGUGCCUUCCUCUUCCAUUGGCCUUAUAAAGACUUCCCCGGCAUAUAAUCAGAACGGUAUCCGGACUCUAGGUCGACACGGCCACUAGGUCGAGGUGAACAAGGUCGACAUGAGUUUUUAACUUUUUGGUUUUUGGACUCUUUCAUACUUUACGAACCACGUGGACUACGAUUGGGAACAGUAACCAUGGCGAGCGAAGCGAACCAUGCGAGGGAACACAGUGCACUAAAUUGAGGUUCCCGGUCACUUUACGAAGAAAACAACCCAAUUUUUUUUUUAAAAACUCGUCGACUUUUCUUACUAUGUCGACCUUGUUUAUGUCGAUCUAAUGGCUGUGUUGACCUACUCACUGUCGACCUAAUGUGUGUCGACCUAGACACAGUCAUCCCUGAGUCCCAUACCCAAUCAGAAUAUCCUAAAUCCCAGUCAUUUCCUCUCUACACUUGCCUGAUCUGCACUUAUGGCUGUUUCAGCAUUUGUCUUUGUGUAAUAUGCUGGCUUUAUUUAUUAUGUGCAAUAUCAUCUGUUGUUCUAUACUUAUUUUUUUUUUUUUAUUGUUCUGUACUUGUGUUGCUUUUAUAAAAAUAUAUGUGCGAUUUCUGAACGUUUUUACUACCAAAUGAUAUGCUGUAAUAAAACAUUUA